UGUUUUUUUGAAGGUGCUGGGUUGCCAAUCUAUCUUCAGUUUGUUUUUUUCCAAUUGGCCCAAGUAAAGGGGGAGAAUUUCUUUUAACUACAUAUAAUUUCUCAAUAUUAUAUAGCCAAUAUUUUUCAUUCUUUAUAUUCUGCUGUUUUAAAAGAAAAAUGGGGUGGGACAAAGGGAUAACCCAUGAGAUCAACAAACUUUUUAUCUUGAUGGUUAUUUGAGUCUGGGGAUUUUGAGGCUCUUUGGAGAUUAUGGGGGUUAUUUUGGGAGGCAGUUGCCAAUUUCGUCCUUCGCUGAGUCUUUCACUGUCUUUCACUGAACGGCGAGAGAGCUGAGCGACACAAGAGUCAAAUUGGCUUAAAUUGCAAAUGUUGAUAUUUUGGGUGUAAUAUUAGAGCCCUUGUCACAUUUUAGUCGUCAUUCUAUCACAGCUACUGCUUCUAUUUUUAUUUUUUUUGCUUUUAAAUUCCUCUAACCAACCAAUUUUUCUUCAAUAACUUCCCCCCAAACUCUCCCCUCACCUCUAUUCCUUUCUCCCUUAUUUUUUCUUUUUGAACCGUUCUAUAAGCAUAUUGAUAAAAAAAUAAUAUGUACACAUACUCAUUGGCCACUUUUGUCAUUUUAUUUUUUCCUUUUCUUUUUUGGGCUCAAAAAUGGCUUAAAAUGGGAUAAAAAUUGGGAAAAUUUUAUUUAAUUUUGUUAAUUUAAAUACUUAAAAAGAUUUUUAAUUUUUUCCAACAAAUAAAUGAGAAGGGGGGGGGGGGGGGGGUUUGGGGUUUUAAAUUUUUAGGUGAAUGUUGCUUCUAAAUGUAGUUUACUUUUAUUUAAAUUUUUUUUAAUUUUUCAGUUAAAAAAGAUUAGAAAUGUCCUUCUCUGCAAUUAAAAAGACUAUAAAUAAAGCAAAUCAAUAUAUUAGUGAAUCUGUUGGAGCAGCAGAAGCAACUAAACUUGAUGAUGAAUUUAAUGAAAUGGAAAGGAAGGUCGACUUAACCAAUGAAUUGAUUACUCAAUUGGUUACUGGAACAAACGAAUAUUUACAACCUAAUCCAGCAAUAAGAGCAAGAAUAGCUACUCUCGGAGCAGUUUCAAAACUUAGAGGGUCAGCAAAAAGUCAGGCUUAUCCACAAACUGAGGGAAUGCUAGCUGAUACAAUGACUAAAUAUGGAAGAGGUUUAGGCUCCCAAUCUGAUUUUGGAAAGGCACUUUGUGAUGCUGCUGAUGCUUUUCGUCAAAUGGCAGAUAUAAAAUAUCAACUUGAAGAUACUGUUAAACACAAUUUUCUUGAUCCUAUUACUGACUUUCAAAAUAAUGAACUUAAAGAUUUUAAUGGUCACAGGAAUAAAUUAAAAGGACGACGUUUAGAUUAUGAUGCUAAAAAAAGGAAACAAACAAAGGAAGAUGACUUAAUUCAAGCUGAAGAAAAAUUGGAAGAGUCUAAACGUUUAACUGAGAAGGCAAUGUUCAACAUUUUGAAUAAUGAUGUUGAACAGAUUAGUCAAUUGACUGCACUGAUAGAUGCACAACUCAAUUUUCAUCAACAAACUGCAAAUAUUUUGGAAAAUCUCAAAUUACAACUUAAUUCAAGUCCAAUGCCUAUGAUGAAUAAUUCUUCACCGAUAGAAAAUGUGCAGUCAAAUAAUGGUGUCUCAAAAGGAGGGAAAUGUAAAGCAUUGUACGACUUUCAAGCAUUAAAUCCGGGAGAGCUUGAUUUUAAAGGUUUUUUUUUUGAUUCUGAAAAUAAAAUGGGAGAAAAUUUUGGGAAAUCUUCUGUGGAAUGUGAAUAUAGUGUAAUAUGAAAAAGAAAGCGGACUUCGCAAUAGGACUCUAUAGAAUGGCAACAAAAAAUAUAUCGAUUCGGACUGACAGAAAACAAUGUUCCCUUGUCAGCUUGACCAGAGUAAUCGAAUGAUAUGUGGAUC
Molecule: messenger RNA, 1919 nt
Organism: Meloidogyne enterolobii
Lineage: Eukaryota; Metazoa; Nematoda; Chromadorea; Rhabditida; Meloidogynidae
Source: the annotation of a GenBank genome assembly